Metarhizium robertsii ARSEF 23 is the source of this 1074-nucleotide messenger RNA. Its product is annotated as transposase. The transcript has 2 exons. Gene Ontology annotation, biological process: DNA integration; DNA transposition. The record is from RefSeq and is a predicted model, not a curated record. Gene Ontology annotation, molecular function: DNA strand exchange activity; DNA binding. NCBI's taxonomy places the organism in Eukaryota, Fungi, Ascomycota, Sordariomycetes, Hypocreales, Clavicipitaceae. Bases 1 to 1074 code for a protein of 357 amino acids.
AUGCCUCAACGGCGUAGUUUCGGCACAGAAAUUAGUGCAAAUCGUCAAAGAGGCUAUCAACACAGUUCUGAAGCCAAGGCCUCCAUGCUGACAAUGCUGGAUGCCGGUGUAUCUGCCCGGCGUGUCGCGCAGGAGUUUAACACGACGCAUUCCACAGUGUUACGUAUCAAAAAAACAUGGACUGAAAGCCACACACUUGCCGUAAAGCCUCGAAAAGGGCGUCCUUUGAAGUUAUCACGAACAGCAAGAAGGUAUACUAUCCGCAUGGCCUCUCGUGAUCGCCAGAUUUCAUACGACGCGUUGAUUGGUGCAACACCUACGCAGGUCUCGCGUCGUACGAUACAACGCGUCAUGGCCACGCAUUUCGGGCGCAAAUGGAAGGCAAUGGAUAGGCCAAAACUAGAUGCUGAAUCUGCUCGUCAGAGAUUACAAUGGGCAGAAGGCUGGCUUCCGGACAUCGAAGAAUUAGAGCAGGUGAUCUUCUCCGACGAGACCUCUGUGCAGAAUAAAUCAUCCAACCCACAAGCCUAUGUCUUCCGGUUUCCUCAUGAGAAGUAUAAUAUGAGCCUGGUGAACCUCAAGGAUCAUGUAAAGCCGACUCUACAGGUCAUGAUGUGGGGAGGUAUCUGGAAAGAAGGAAGGACUCCUUUAGUGGUGAUGACACGCGAUGAAGCCGCUCAGCGGCGCGGCUAUAUAAAGGCUUUACGAGAGGGCCUACUUCCUCACUAUGACGGCACACGGCGUUUUCAGCAAGAUAAUGCUCGAAUUCACACCUCUCAUACUGUUACUACCUUCCUACAACAUCAGGGCAUCGAGUAUAUUGACUGGCCGAAGAACUCGCCGGAUUUGAACCCGAUUGAGCACUAUUGGGCCAUUCUGAAGAGACAGAUUAGAAGAAUGUUCCCUCAUCUACGUAAUUUACGUGACAAUAGCAUCGAUAUGAUAGAAUUCCAACGCUGUGUGCAAAUUGCGCACAAUUCAAUCCCUCAGCAGCAGAUUACAGCACUUAUUGACUCUAUGGAGCGCCGCUUGCGCGCUGUGAUUCGGGCGCGAGGAUGGUAUACCAGAUAUUAA